Bombina bombina (fire-bellied toad) is the source of this 1958-nucleotide messenger RNA. RefSeq names its product gap junction protein gamma 1 (gene GJC1). The transcript is spliced from 4 exons. Lineage: Eukaryota; Metazoa; Chordata; Amphibia; Anura; Bombinatoridae. The record is from RefSeq and is a predicted model, not a curated record. Gene Ontology annotation, biological process: cell communication. The coding region runs from base 531 to 1700 and encodes 389 amino acids. Gene Ontology annotation, cellular component: connexin complex.
CAGCUGCACACCGUUCAUGUACAUAGGUCAUAAGAAUCAGUCUGCAGCAAUAUUUACAUGUAUGCAGGUUGCAGGGCCAGCUCAGCUCUGUGUGCUAUGCUGCCUGCAUUCUCUAUAUACUCCUCUAAACAGAGCUUUCAUCUGCUCUCAUAGCAAAAACGUUACCCUUCCUGCUGUCCACAAAUUGCUUAUAGCAAUGCAGGGCAAAGGAUAGGUCCUCCCUCCUUCUCCCAGUGCUGCAACAUGAACAUACCAGGAAAGGCUUGAGAAGUGUGGUAACUUACAAGUGCUGACUUCACAGAGGCAGAAGAACUCACUGAAUUUUCUAAGAAAGGGGGAGGAACCUGGAAAUCCCAGAGAGAUGAGAGAUGCCUUCCAUAGAAAGUAAUGAAGACCUCUGGAUACAACAUAUUACAUGGGAGAGAGAAGGGAUGUUUCUGAAAUAUUUCUGAGACUCCAUCAACAACAAAAAUUAAUGUCUGAGGAAACUACAGUUGACAGAGUAACUUGGCAGCAGGAAAGCUGGCAACAUGAGUUGGAGUUUUUUGACACGGCUUUUAGAGGAAAUCCACCACCACUCAACUUUUGUUGGCAAGGUCUGGUUGACUGUUCUUAUUGUCUUCCGUAUUGUAUUGACCGUUGUGGGUGGAGAGUCCAUUUACUAUGAUGAGCAAGCAAAGUUUGUGUGCAACACAGAACAGCCAGGCUGUGAAAAUGUAUGCUAUGAUGCAUUUGCCCCCCUUUCCCAUGUACGCUUCUGGGUUUUCCAAAUUAUUUUGGUGACCACACCAUCACUUUUGUACUUGGGUUAUGCUGUUCAUAAAAUUGCCAGAAUGGAGGAAAACAAUGAAUAUGAUAAGAAGACAAAACAAAGACCAUUUCCAAUACGUUGGAAGCAGCAUCGUAGUCUAGAGGAAGUAGAGGGUGAUAAUGAAGAAGACCCUAUGAUGUACCCAGAAAUUGAGCUAGAAAGUGGAAGGAGACAACAAGAAUUUCGUAGCAAAUCUAAACACGAUGGGCGUAGGAGAAUCCAAGCUGAUGGGUUGUUGAGAAUCUACGUUCUGCAGUUACUUGUUAGAACACUUUUUGAAGUUGGUUUUCUAGCUGGGCAGUUUUUCUUGUAUGGAUUUGAAGUUAUUCCAAAAUAUGAGUGCAGUACAGUGCCUUGUCCUCACAAAAUAGACUGCUUUGUAUCUCGUCCCACUGAAAAAACAAUUUUUCUGUUGAUCAUGUAUGGAGUCAGCUGCCUUUGCCUAUUUCUGAACAUGUGGGAGAUGCUCCACCUAGGUUUUGGAACCAUACGUGAUGCAAUUAAUACAAAAAGAAAAGAAGUAGAUGAUUCCUCCACAUAUAACUACCCUUUCACGUGGAACACCCCAUCAGCUCCUCCUGGCUACAACAUUGCAGUGAAACCAGACCAGAUAGAAUACACAGAACUUACAAAUGCCAAAAUGGCAUACAAGCAGAAUCGGGCUAACAUUGCUCAGGAGCAGCAAUAUGGGAGUAGUGAGGACAACAUUCCUACCAGCCUUGAACUCCUGCAACGUGAAAUACGAAUUGCUCAAGAUAGGCUGGAGGUGGCCAUACAGACCUAUAACAGUCAAAACAAUAUAGUCAGAGACAAAAAAGUCAAGAAAGGUUCCAAGCAAAGCAGUGUCAGUAGCAGAUCCAUAGACGGAAAAACCUCAGUUUGGAUUUAAUCCACGAACAAGGUUUAUGAUUGCUUGUCUCUAGCAGGAAUAGUCACCUGAGGAGUAACUUACAUGUGAAUACAUAAUGAUGAUUCUUUUAACUUUUGAGACACAGCUGAUGUUGGUUGGAGUUCUGAAAUGGAACAGUCUGUAUCUAAUUCUCUAAAGAUGACCUGUAUUAUCUCAAACAUAUUUUCCAUAUACAGUAACUGAGCAUAGACAGUAUUAUGCCAGUAUUGAUUGUUAAAUACAUGUUUUUUUACAAUG